CUUGUAUCCGUCUGUUUUGCGUCAUUUGAAACGGCAUGGAUGAUAUAUUUAAAACUUUAUAACUAAUUUUUACAUGUGUAAGAGGAUCUAUUGCAUUACUUUCUUCUGUUACUGAUUUGAAAACGACCUGGAUCACGCUUGGAAUAUAUGGAUCCGUAGAUGAACCGCAAUUAACGGAUUUUUUAUAGUUAUUAAUAUAAUAUUGAUAUUUUAAAUAAUAUUUCUAAGAAAGAUACUUGGAUUUGCAUUGACAUUUUAUGUAAAAUAUAUUUGUUUAUUUGUUUAUAAAUUGCUGGUGUUCUGGUCGUUUGAAAGUUUAUUUUUAAUCUCACGCGGACAUUUUGCGAUCUAUGAAAUCAUAUUUCUUCACUUAAAUGGAAAUUCAUAACAUUUGAAGGUUUAAAUGAAAAAAAUCCUGAUUCUCAAUGUCGUGUUGGACUUUUGGGCUCCAGCGUGUCUCUCCACCCAAUCAGCAGCUCUGUGUAAAGAUGCGACCAACUAGGUAGACAUGCACCACUGCAAUUCAUCUGGCCUUGCGCCGCUCAACCCCUUCACCAAUCACAGUCAGUGGGAGGGUCAGGUGACCUUUCCAACACUCGGCAAUCCCGAAAAUGUCACCUCAGACCGGCCAAUCCUGAGCGGCCCUAUAGCUGCCAUGCUGUCAAUGAUCCUGGGCAUCCUGUCUAACAUAUUGGCUUUACUGAUCCUGGCGAACGCAUACGUCCGCCUGCGUCGGCGAUCCAAAGCAUUCCUCCUAUUCGCAAGCUCUCUAGUGGCCACUGAUUUUGUGGGACAUGUGAUACCUGGUUCAAUAGUAAUGAGACUUUACCUUUCUGGAGGUGUACCGUCUGCAGAAUACAACAGGUCGGAUACACUAUGCCAGUUCCUAGGGGGCAGCCUGGUGUUUUUCGGCCUGUGCCCGCUCUUUCUCGGUUGCGCUAUGGCGGCCGAGAGGUGUUUGGGGGUCACAAAGCCACUGCUGCACGCUUCGCUGGUUACAACAACAAGGACUAAAUUUUCUCUUGCUCUUAUCUGGUUGGUGGCUCUUUGCGUUGCCCUCCUACCCUGCUUCAAGCUGGGCUCAUAUACCUACCAGUACCCUGGAACCUGGUGUUUCAUUAAAGUUCUGGAGGAUAUCGAAGAAGCAGACGUUGCUUUUGUUAUGCUCUUCUCAGGGCUGGGGAUGACAUCCCUGACUGUCGCUUUGGUCUGUAACACCAUAAGUGGACUGACGUUGGUGUUGGCCAGGAUACGCAGGCAACCUUGCAACCGCCGGUCAGCUAGGUCACAUGACAUCGAGAUGGUGGUGCAACUUGUGGGCAUAAUGGUCACGUCUUGUAUCUGCUGGAGCCCUCUUUUGAUUGUUGGCCUGAUUACAGUAACACACUCGUACGAGGGCUCCAUAGGAGACGACCUUCCCACCUAUAAGACCCUGAUGAUAAUGGGGGUGCGGAUAGCUUCAUGGAACCAAAUCCUGGACCCGUGGGUCUACAUUCUUCUUCGCCGAGCCAUCCUCCGAAAGAUUUACUAUAUCACCAAACGUCAAACAGAUUUCAAACAAAACACUUUGCGAUGCUGGGAGAUCCAUUCCUUUCCCAGUUCUGAGAAAAAUAAUGUCAGUAAAGUUUAGGUGAAAAGAGCUUCUACAAAAAGACGCUGAAAGCUAUUCAGAAAAUAAUCUGUGUUUUCAAGUUCUAAUUUCAACCACAAUUAAAGGGAUAGUUCACCCAAAAAUGAAAGUUCUGUUAUCAUUUACUCCCCUCAUGUUGUUACAAACCUGUAUACAUUUUUUUGUUUUGUUAUAUUUUGAGGAAUGUUUGUUACCAAAUCGUUCAUAAGCCCCAUUCACUUCCAUAGAAUUAUUUUCCCUACUAUGAAAGUGAAUGGUGCCCAUGAUUGGUUUGAUUAUAAACAUUCCUCAAAAUAUCUUCCUAAAUGUAUACAGGUUUGUAACAACAUGAGAAUGAAAAAAAUAUAACAGCAUUUUCAUUAUUGGGUGAACUAUCCCUUUAAAUGAAUCAAUAAACAGGUCUUAUCAGCAGGAAAGGCUAAAUUUUGCUUACUGUGACUUAUAGUGGAUGCCUAAUGGGUGUACCUGAAUAUGAUGAUUUGCUUCCUUUGCAAUUACCGUGAUGCACUAUCAAUAUUAAAAGCGUAUUUAUUGAAGCAGAUUUGCACAGAGAUGGACAUUCCUAUUGUUCUUUAGCAAGCUCCUUUACUCAUUCCUAUAACUCCUAUAAUGGACAAUAUAACCUUAUCUUACUCAUCCAGUGUUAAAUCUCUAGGCCAUUUGAAAUAUGUACAGUAACUGCUCUACAAGAACAUAUAUGGCAGGGAGAGUGGAGGGAAAAGUACACUAACCCUUUAAUGAUUGUAAAACUUUGUACAGCUUUACAUCAAAUAUAAGCUUGUAAUUUUAUGUGAUGAACAUUAUUUUUCUUUGUAGAAGAUUAAGUUUUCCCAUGUUGAUCUGGGAUUUGUUAUUGUGGAUGUAAACAAUUACUAUUAUUGUAAUUUAUUGAUUGUGUACCCCUUCAAUUUUCUGGAGGCUAUUUGUGUUAUUUUACAUUGAAAAGGAUUACACAUAAUAAAACAAAAACGUUAUUAUGUGAACGCAAUUUAGAAUGUUA
This is a messenger RNA of Paramisgurnus dabryanus, 2630 nucleotides long. It is a transcript of the gene ptger1a, whose product is annotated as prostaglandin E receptor 1a (subtype EP1). Gene Ontology annotation, cellular component: plasma membrane. The record is from RefSeq and is a predicted model, not a curated record. NCBI's taxonomy places the organism in Eukaryota, Metazoa, Chordata, Actinopteri, Cypriniformes, Cobitidae. Gene Ontology annotation, biological process: inflammatory response; positive regulation of cytosolic calcium ion concentration; adenylate cyclase-activating G protein-coupled receptor signaling pathway. Gene Ontology annotation, molecular function: thromboxane receptor activity; prostaglandin E receptor activity.